AUGAGCGACAAUCCCGUGGUUCAGACACUCGCUUCCGAGCUGAGGACGGGCUUGGUCAUCGCUGAAAGCGCUCCUCCGGCCGCCCACCAGCAGGAUGCUCUGGCGGAACAGUUUGCUGCGCUUGAUGCUCACAUCAGCAAGCUCGAUGCUGAAAUCACGCAGCUCGAUGCUAACAUCACGCAGCUUCAGGCUGAUGCAGUGGCUCUGCAGAAGGACAUGGCCGUGGCGAAGCCGAGCACCGAGCAACGAAACAAAAUGAAAGCUGCGCUUGUCGCGAAAGGCUUCCCCUCAAUUUCAGAGCUCGCGAAGUUUCAAGGAAAGCUGGCCGCCGAGAAGGCAGCGCGGCUCGAGAAGAAGCAAAGGCUCGAGAAGAAGCAAAGGCUGGCCGCCGAGCAAGGAAAGCGCGCCUUGGAGAAACAAACCGAGGGGCAGCACGUGUUUCCUACCUCGCUCCCUCCGUUUCCUCUCAUCCAGCACACUGGCCCUUCAACCAGCGUUUCGAAAACCCACGAGAAAGCAAAAUACCGUCCCCCGCAAGAUUUCGGGAUUAUUGAUGGCUUGAUCGUACAGCCGCGGCGAGCCCAGAUUCCCAAGUCAAUCUCCAGUGAAAACGGUUUGGCAAGCUUCGUCGCGCUCGUGCUCGAUUCACUUGCGUUCACCCUCAACCUAAAUAUCCUGGCGGAGGUCAAUACAACCAUGUUCGGCCAGUCGCCAGAUGUUCUCCUUCUCACUCACUGCGAUCGCCCGCUGGUGAUUGUCGAAGUCAAGAUGCCAGGCUCCUCCGUUAUGGCAGAUGAGUACAAUGCCGGUCAGACAUACGACUGCAUUCAUCGUUGCCAUUUGCAUUAUGGCGUCAGACCGCUCUUUGGCAUCCUCACGACUUACGAGGAGUGGCGUUUUGUCUGGUGCGAGGAUGAUUUCACCACCCGGUGUGCGAGUGCAACAACGAUAGCUGAAAUCGAAAGCGACGAACACGCCACACAACCCGCACGCCGUGAGAGGGCGAUUAAUGAUCGCUUCGGCGAGCUUCGCUCCACCCGCACGGCUCUGGGUCCUGGUGCGCCCUCCGUGAACCUCUCGAAUCCGCAUCAAUCUUCAUUUGAUCGCGUGAAAAGCAAACCAGAGCCCGAUCGAUUUCUGUGUACGACUCGCGUUCUAAAGUUGCAAGGCGACGGGCCACUUCUGAUUAAUAUCCUUCGCAGCGUCAUUUACAAGGCGUGGCACUGGACGAUUUUCCAACCCAGCUUUGACGGCGCUUGUUCUGGUUUGCGGCUGACGGAGGCUUCCGUCUCUCGCCAAGACAGCGACGACAAAACUAAGUCGCCCGCUUACCAGUACUUUUACGAACAGAAGGCAAUGCCAUCGCUGGACCUCAACAAGUGGCGGUAUACCCCAGCUCGGGGUGCCGAAGCCACGUCUUUGGACUGCUUUGUCAAUCUCGGCCAGGGUCGUGAUGGCGACGCGUGGUUGGCUUCAGUUGCGACUGAAGCCCGUCCAGGUGUCUGCGUGGUGAAGUUGCGACAUCCCAAAGCCACGGCUGAGACGUUGUGCAAGGAAGAGCAGCAACGCUGGCACGCAAUCUGGGGCAAUCGUGAUUGGCCCGUCCUGUUCAAAGAUGUGCGGGUCAUCGAGUACCACACAUGGGCGGUCAUCAUGCCGUACAUUUCCCCGGCAACCGAGGCUGAUCAGAGCGAUCCAGAGGUCCAAGCUGCAGUUCAAGCCGCGGUCCAGCACAUGGCCAACUGUGGCUUUGAGCACAACGACCUGCACUGGCGUCACGUUGGCUUGUUCACUUACCACCCAACCGAACAGUUGUAUGCUGUCUUGUUCGACUUGUCAGAUGUCACGGUGGUUGACGACGACGCUCGCCAGAAUGCGUUGCAAGCGAUGCUGUCGAAUCUGUGUCUUUAA
This is a messenger RNA of Capsaspora owczarzaki ATCC 30864, 1911 nucleotides long. RefSeq lists its product as hypothetical. The transcript has 3 exons. The record is from RefSeq and is a predicted model, not a curated record. The coding region runs from base 1 to 1911 and encodes 636 amino acids. Lineage: Eukaryota; Filasterea; Ministeriida; Capsasporidae.